Pygocentrus nattereri (red-bellied piranha) is the source of this 15369-nucleotide messenger RNA. Its product is annotated as probable E3 ubiquitin-protein ligase HECTD4. The transcript has 77 exons. Gene Ontology annotation, molecular function: ubiquitin-protein transferase activity. The record is from RefSeq and is a predicted model, not a curated record. Bases 22 to 13575 code for a protein of 4517 amino acids. Lineage: Eukaryota; Metazoa; Chordata; Actinopteri; Characiformes; Serrasalmidae.
AGUACAAACCAUGUCUGUUGAAUGACAUCUGAUCACAUAAUAACGGUGUUUAAACGAUGCAUCAUCGGAACGGCUUGUUGUGUUUAUACGAAACCGCGGUGUACACUGGGAAAACUUGGCUCAGGAAAAAUAUGGCGUCUCGCUGACAGCUGUGCAGGGGAGAAAGAGAUGGGAUCAGGGGCCGUGGAUUCGUCCCAGUGGUUGUCUGUAAAGGAGGAGACUAUUUUUCUUCACGAUGGGCUGAUUCGGGUCACGGACCUUGCCGAAUUACCCAGCGAAAUCGGAGUCUCGGAGCAGGGUGACGCUGAGCAGGAGAUCCUUACUUUUGAGACCAAGAAUCCAGUGGAGCUAGCUGAGCGCCUACGUGCUGUUUGUGGCAACCAGAGCAACGCAUAUGCCCGGCUCCUGGAGUACCGACUUAAUGCUCUGCGUGGCCUCUGGGGGGCACAGCGACAGCUGGCCUUGGAAGAGCAGCAAGAGCGAGAGGGUGCAGCAGCAGCUGCUGGCACCGGAGCAGGGACUGAUGAAGAGGCCUUGGCCCUCCUGAAGCGGCAGGGCCUCCUGCAGCAGCAGCACUUACUUGCCCACCACCACCCACCGCUGCCUCCAGGGUCAGAUCAGGCUCCCUUCACAUCGCGUGUGGGACUAUUGCUUGUCUUUCCUCUGCUGCAGUCGCAGACUCGCCAUGACCCAGCGCUUGGCGGUGUCACUGCUGAAGUACUGUUAGCAUGUCUGCGUGACUGUCAACCUCUCAGCCUGGGAAAGGAACCUGCUGAUUGCCUCAAUGGCUUGGAGGGGCUACUUUGCACUUGGUUGGAGCAGGGAGGUGAACAUGGAGGAGUAGUUCUGUCACACGAAAGGCCAUUGCUGACACAGCGACAAAGGGAGAAUGCAGCUGCUGCACUUGUGGCAUUGGCGUGUGCCAGGGGAUCUCUGAAGACAUUCAUCCACACAGUUCACCUACUGCAGAAACAAACAAACCUUGGGCAGCUUCCUGUGGCAGAUGUCCUGUAUAGACUUCUUCUUCUUGAAGGGGGUCCAGGCUCUCCGUCGUGUUUGCUAGGGGGUAAGCAUAUUGUCUCCUGGGGCUUUGAAGACAUGCUCCCCGCCCCAGACAGCAGUGCAGCAGGAACAGAGGCUAAAGACACAGACCUGGGCCGCUGCUUGGCUACAGAUGGCCUAUAUCUUUACACGACUAACUCUUUUGGGAGAGGCUUGAGCAAGCUGGGCUCAGGCCUUCAUGGCACACUGAGGGGUUUUGUGUAUUGUCGAAAUGAAGACCUAGAAGCUGGUUGGGUAGUGCACAGCUGUGGUCGACUACUCCACCGCCCAGCCUCCUUUGAUUCUAAACCUCAUCAGCUUUGCCAGGUCAUAGACCCAUUCACACUACAGGUGUGCCAGGUUAUGUCCAUGCCUGCUCAUCACUUCCUCGUGGGCAGCAGUUUGACCACACUGCACCUGUGUUCUGAUGGUACUUACCUCUACUGGGUGUGGUCGCCUGUCAGCCUCAAUGAAAAGACCCAGAAAGGCCACUCCGUCUUCAUGGAUGUCUUCCAGUUAGCGACAGAGUCUGGGUUAUGCGUGGUUACUCCUCUGCGGGAACGGGUGAUUUUGUUGCGGAAAGAAGGAGAGCCAUCCAAGUGUCUAAAUGAGUUGUUGAUGAGCCGCAUGUCUCGCUUUCGCGCUUCACACUCAGCCACACUUGCCGCCCUCACUGGCUCUGCCAUCACCAACCCUGUUAAAGAAGAGCAGUCUGCAGUAAAUGCCAGCUGUGGUCUCCCUCUGAAGACUCUGCGGAAGACGCCCAUGUAUGUUUGUGGGACCUACCUGGUAAUGCUGGCCUCUCCUCCUGGUGUGGCUGGUAGUUCUGCCACUCGCUCACUUUUUGGUGGUUCCAGCGGCCUUUCCUCUCUUAAGGUUCUAGCUUCUAGUCUAAUGUUUAACCUGACUGAUGGUCAGUUCAGUGGGCGUGCAGACCUCAUUGAUGCUCCUGGCAGCUCUCUGGGUCGUGGGGCUCAGGUAGCAGGACUAGGGGCCUGCUACGACGCUCUCAAUAACUUGAUCUGGACAUGCUCUAGUGAGUAUAUGGAUCAGUGGUCUAAUCCUGGGAACCAGGCUUUUCAUCAUGUGUGCCAGCGGCUUGGCGUGAGCCAUAUCAUCAAAGAGCCCAAAGAAGAGAUGGUCGAGACAGGUGAGGUGAUUAGCCAGCUGCUACACCAUGUUGGCGCCAUGUGUAUCCACCAGCUGAACCUGCUGGCUGCUAGCAGCAGCAGCCUGCCUCUGGGCUCCUUCCUGGGCAAGCAACAGCUGAUGGAGGCUCACCACUUCAACUCUAUCUGUGACAUAAUGGAGAAAGCUAUGGCAAAUUCUGACACUUGCAUCAUCCGCUGCAUCCUCGUGGUCUUCCAGGUGGUAUUUCGGUUCUUCAACCCCCAGUCGGAGCAGAAUCAAGAAAGUGUGAAACGAUCUGGAUUGCUGUUGUGGCAAAUGCUUAUGGCUCCUGUUGAUCAGAUAGGGGCAGAAAUCCAAAGAGAAGUCUGUCUGGCAAUCAGCUCUGGAUUGAAUGUCUUGUAUCAGGGCGAGUCAGAGCUGAACAACUUGUUAAAACUAAUUCUGACUGAAGGUGAGAGAAAUAGUGGCUUGUCUCAGUUACGUGACAUUAUCCUUAACAAUCUUGCUGACCAGUUACAGAAGAACCGUUUUGGAAGUGAGGAUGAUGACCAUUACCGGCUAAGUGAUGAACUGUUGCACUGCAUCCUGAAAACGGUAGUACGAGAAUCGUGCCUCCUCAUCUCUAAAUGCCAAACAGCUGCCAAGGAAGAUUUCCAGAAGCUUCUCUCUACUGUACCUGUUGCCUCACCAAGUUUGCGAUACCUUAUGGCUGUGCAGAACCAUUUGCUCAGUAACACUGUUCUGAUCAGCCCUGAUGACAGCGACGACAGCGACAGCUCCCUUCAAGGGGAAACAAUGAAGGUACAGGAACUACAGACGAGUAUUCUGUCACUGGCCACUAAAGUCUUGGUGGGCUGUGAUGAAGUGCUUGAGACUCUUCAGCAAGUCACCACUGCUCUUAUCAGCAGUGACAUAAGCGAUCGUGAAAGCAGACUGAAGGGACUUGAGCAGGUGACUAAAGCUACAAUGUUGGGACAUUUGCUACCAGUACUGUUGACCUCUUUGAUGCACCCCAACCUGCAAACCCUGUCCCUAGCUGAUGCUCUCAUGCCACAACUUGUUCAGCUUGUUCUCUACACCAGUCAGACUGCUCUACUUUUGAAGACCCAGUCUGCAUUAUUUGUUGAAGGCUCACUACUGAUGGGCAGCCCAGUAAAUCAUGGCAUCAAGAUGCCCAGUAUUGAUGACAGUUUCCAGAUUCUUGAUGAAAGGGAGGAACCAGGCUUCCUGACUGGUCUUAAAAUCCCUGCCCCCUGGGCUGCUGGAAAAACUGUGGAGACUGUCCAUCCAGUGCGAGACAACUACAAAUUUAAAGAAACAGUCCAUAUUCCUGGUGCUCGCUGUCUUUAUUUGCGCUUUGACCCACGCUGUUCUUCUCAGUAUGACUAUGAUAAGCUUGUUAUCUAUGCUGGGCCUAAUACAAACAGUCGCAAAGUUGCCGAGUAUGGUGGCAACACUCUGGGAUAUGGCAGCCGCAGUGUCCUGGGUACGGGCUGGCCCAAAGACCUAGUUAAGGUGGAGGGAGACACAGUGACGUUCUCCUUCGAAAUGAGAAGUGGCCGUGAGCACAACACUCCAGACAAAGCUAUGUGGGGUUUCUCCUGCACUGUCCGAGCACAGGAGUCUUCGGAGGAUGUUUCUGGUGGUCUUCCAUUUCUUGCUGACCUGGCUUUAGGUCUGUCAGUUUUGGCAUGCUCCAUGUUACGCAUCCUUUACAACGGCCCUGAUAUCACACGAGAGGAAGAGUCUUGCCACGAUCUCCUCUGCUCUAAACUCCUGCAAAGGUGCCAGUGGCAAGUGGAAGCCAACGGUGCUAUCUCUCCUGCUCUUACCCCUUCUCCCUCUCCCCUCCCUCUCACCAUUGACGAAGACCGGGAGUUCACCUACCCCACAGAUGUGCUCAUGCCCCCACCAGGCCUUAUGCCUGGUGUCUGCUGUGAUCUGCCACGUAUCCGCCUGCCCCCAGGCAUAAUGGGCCGUCUGAGGGAGCUUUCAGGCAGGGCCCGCCCUCAGUUCCGCCCCAGCAUCAAAGAGGUUAUCCGACCAGACGUAAUGGAGGAGGUGAUCGUGUCAUGUGUGAUAAAGCACUUGGGUUUGAUAGAUGCACUGCAGUCUCUGGUGAACUUUCAGUAUAGGGAGGAGCACGGAGAGGAGCAUGAGCUGCUAUGCAAGAUCAUGGCUGAGACCUUCAAGAAGAUCAAUGCCAUGGAGAGACAGCUGCAGAGUGUGGCUGAACUAGAACAAAAGUGGCAGAGUGAGGUGGAUGAGGCUCAGCAAGGCAAGCUAGAGAACAACACACCCUUUUUUUAUGAUUACCACUUUUUUGAGAGCAAAAUGAAGGAGCUUGAACUUCUUUGUUCUCUAAAGGAGGUUCCUUUAGACUGGAGUGAUCUAGAGAAUGUAGUGAUGGCAUUAAGAGAAAAAUUUUUUCAGGAGAUCAACUCCACACAGCAGUCUAUAAGUACAGUCCCUCUGGCCAAAACCAAAGCCUUAGUUAAGAGCUUGAUGAAUCGCUCAGAGCUUCUCCUCCAUGUUACCAUUGCUCCACACUGCAGGAGUGUCACCUCAACACCGACAAGCACACCAGCCUGUAAGUCAGUGUCAGACACCAAGACCAUGGUUCCUGUGGUGAAGCAGCAAGUCUUCCUGCGCAGUAUGUCUGCUCCCUCUGAUCUAGAAAUGAUUGCAAACCAAGACCUGGAGUUCACACAUGGAACACAGAGGAGACGUCAUCACCCCACCAGUCACAGAAGCACCUCUUUUACAUUGCUGCAAUCUUUGGCCAUUGAAGACAGCAGAGACAAACCAACCUACAGUGUUCUGCUGGGACAGCUCUUUGCUUUCAUAGGCACUACACCUGACCAAGCAGUGUCCAGCAGUAGUUUUCUGGCUGCAGCUCAGACACGCUGGAGGAGAGGCAGCACCAGGAAGCAGGCUCUUGUCCACAUGAGAGAGCUCCUAACUGCUGCUGUUCGAGUGGGUGGAGUAACUCACCUAGUGGGCCCUGUGACCAUGGUGUUGCAGGGUGGGCCCAGGAUUGAGGAGCUGACCUGUGGUGGCAUGGUGGAGCAGGUUCAGGAGGCCUUUGGAGAGACUAUGACUUCUGUAGUGUCUCUGUGUGCUCGCUAUCCCAUUGCCUGUGCCAACAGCAUCGGCCUUCUCUGCAUCAUCCCUUACACUAGGAGUGAGGAGCAGUGUCUGGUGCGCAGUGGUUUGGUUCAGCUCUUGGAUCAGCUGUGCAGUCUGAGCAGCCAGAAAGACUGCAGCUCCAGUGAGAAACAAACCAAAAAGCAGAAAGUGGCAACCAUGGCUUGGGCUGCCUUUCAAGUGCUGGCCAACCGUUGCAUUGAGUGGGAGAAGGUGGAAGGUGGCUCCACAGAUGGAGUGCAUUCUGGACUGGCACGCCAGGUGUCCAGUCUGUUGACCAACCACCUGGCAAGAGCUACAGAAUGCUGCGGUAAUCAAGCAGCCGGAAAUGAUGCUCUACAGGAUGUGCUCAGUCUACUCAAUGACCUGUCCAGGAGUCACAUAGGCAAGGCAAUCCUUAGCCAACCAGCCUGUGUCUCUAAGCUCCUUUCACUGCUCCUGGAUCAGCGGCCUUCUCCCAAGCUGGUGCUGAUUAUCUUACAGCUGUGUCGUGCAGCCCUGCCGCUUAUGAGCGUGGAGGACUGUGGGAAUGUGGUAUUGCCUUUCUGGAGCUACUCUAUGAACACUCUGGACGCAGAACAACGAGAUGCCAGUGACCCAGCCUCCCGCAUUGUAGCACUUCUGCUAGCCAAGUUAGCCGACUAUGUGGUGCCAGGCUGCCAGACCCUCCUUUCUCCUGCCUCAUCUGAGCCAGAUACCAGCAUUACUCGUGCUAGCCCCAAAAGCAGUCUCAAGACAGACAAAGAUGCUGGAGAAGAGGGAGAAGCUGUGGAUGGCAAACUCUCCAUCUUCAUCCACAAAAGAGAAGACCAGUCUUCCCAUGAAGUGCUUCAGCCAUUACUCAGUAGCUCAGAGGGGCGUCCUUUUAGGCUAGGUACUGGAGCAAACAUGGAGAAGGUGGUGAAAAUGGACAGAGAUAUGACCAAGACUGGGAGCUGUGAAGUAAUCACAGAGGAGGCCUCAGCAGCCCUGCGCAAGGCCAGUAAGUGGGCUCAAUCUGGGCUCAUUGUAAGUGUUGGUCCCCCAGUGGAGACCCUCAUCCAAGAGACCUCAGGAGGAGCCAAUACUGGAGACAAGAAGAAAAGUGCCCAGACUGUGGUAUGCAGAGACAGAAAUGCUGAACUGGCUAGGUCUGACCCAGUUCGUCCAUUCAUCAGUGGUCACGUAGCGAACAGCAUGGCUGCUGAAGUCAUUGCUUUGUUGCACAGUCUUCUUACUGCACCAGAGUCAAACACUGCUCAGAUCUGGACUACUACUGCAGAGAAGGUACUGUCCCGGGCCUUGAUGUACAUACCUCAGCUUGGGAAAUACGCAGAGAACAUUUUAGAGAGUGGCAGCAGCAGUGGCAGAAAGCUGGCUAAACUACAAGCAAUCAGCCGACAGGCCGUGGCUGCCUUGUGCGCCCUGGGUGGCUUCAGGGAGAAUAUCAAGAUUGGUUCAGAGGUCCAGGUGGUAGGUAAAGGGGUGCUGGGAAGUGAUGGUGUGGUUAUGUCCAUUAAUGAACAAGAAGGCAUUGCCACAGUCAAGUUCCAUUCUUGUGAAUAUCGUCAUGCAUGUCAAGCCUCUGACAUCUUGACCGUACCGCUCUCACGCCUCUGCACGCCCCGCUCAGAGGCAUUGCCACUCUAUAAGCUUUCCAUCACGGAGAAGGUGGUGCAGGCAGUACAGUCCAUGCUGCUGCCACAAGAGGGCAGUCUUUCCAUCCACACCUCAUUACCAGCCUCUGGAGAUGGCUCUAGCCCCAUCAUGGCUGCUGUGCGUCUGCUGGCUGAGAUCAGAACUAGAGCAUGUCUAGUGAUGGCUCAGCUGCUGGAGGACAGUUCGUUCUGUGAAGAGUUUAUUCAGCAGUGCCCUGCUGCAGUGGAGGUUCUUAAUCUAGUGGCACAGGAGUGCAGCCCUGGUGAACGACUGGGUGUAGUCGAAGCUCAGUGUGAAAGAUUGAGAAUGCUGUAUCGUGACUGUGCACGCCCCCCUCCUCCUCCUCUCCAAACUGACAGAAGACAGCCAAAGGAGAUUACAUGGUGUCCAUCACGUGUCUUCCCACCUGUCCGUGCCUGUAUGUUCUCAUCCCAUUUGACCUCUGUGACUUUUCUUGCGGACCCCAGCGCUGGUGGUGGGCUGCCUAGAGGCACUUUCAUCUAUGCCACUUCACCAGUUCCUGUACAGGCUCCAUCAUUUUACUGGGAAGUAGAGAUUUUGUCCUACGGAGACUCUGAAGAUGACAGUGGCCCAAUUGUGUCUUUUGGCUUUGCCACAGAAGCAGAAAAGAGAGAUGGCGCAUGGACCAAUCCCGUUGGCACCUGUCUCUUUCACAAUAAUGGGAGGGCUGUACAUUAUAAUGGCUCCAGUUUGCUUCAGUGGAAGAGCGUGAGACUAGAUGUAGCUCUGGUUCCCGGAGAUGUGGCUGGAAUAGGCUGGGAGCGUUUGGAGGGCACGCCACCUCCACCAGGGCAGGCUCCUAAAGGCAGGGUUUACUUCACCUACUGCGGCCAGCGCCUUAGCCCCUACUUGGAGGAUGUGGCUGGCGGCAUGUGGCCCCUUGUCCACAUUCAGAAGAAGAACACAAAAAUCCGUGCUAAUUUUGGAUGCCGGUCAUUUGCCUAUGCGGAAGGACAGGCUCAUAGGAAUGCCGCCGAUCUGUGCAUGGAUCUCUCAGAGGAGAUCAGUGCGAAUUUUGAAGCCCUGCCAUUCGCCAUGGCCUCAGACAGUGACAAUGAUGCUGGUGCUAGUGUGGCAUCUGACUCUGGCUCCCAUGGGCCUCCUUGUCGCAUUGCUGCUGUUGCUACUGCUCAACAACAAUAUAACAGCGAUGCUUCCUGCUCCUACAAAGUUGAACUAAGCUAUGAAAAUAUGGUAACCUCUGGGCCUGACCCACACCCUCCACCAAUUGCUGAUGAUGAAAGUGAUGAUGAGGAUGAUGAUGAUGUGCCAAGGGAGGAUCACUAUGCUUUGCUGGUGAAAGCAUGGGAAACCAAAGUAUUCCCUACUAUCCGCCGCCGCUUCAGGAAUGAAGCCGAAAGGAAAUCAGGACUGGACCAGAUCAAGGGAGCUCUUCAGCUUGGAAUGGUGGACAUUGCACGCCAAACAGUGGAGUUCCUGUAUGAAGAGAAUGGUGGCAUUCCCCGUGAUCUUUACCUCCCCACUAUUGAGGACAUCAAGGAUGAAGCUAAUAAAUUUACUAUUGACAAAGUCCGCAAAGGACUGACCGUGGUUAUACGCUGCCCUGACAGCAACAACACUGGUAGCAGCACAGGAGGAACAGCCUUACCCAAGUUUGCAAUCCGAGGCAUGCUCAAAACCUUUGGACUUCAUGGAGUGGUGCUUGAUGUUGACUCUGUAAAUGAGUUGGUCCAGGUGGAGACAUAUCUACGAAGUGAGGGUGUAUUGGUCAGGUACUGGUACCCUAUUGAGAUGCUGGAACGCCCACCAACAGGAUCACGCAGAACGGCAGCCAAUGGCUUAGUAUCGCUGGACAGCAGCAACAUUCAGGUUCACAGGGAGUUACUGCGUUGUGAGAGUGCCUUGGCGCGUCUGUACUGUCGCAUGGCGUUGCUCAAUAUCUUUGCGCCUAAGAGUCCUCACACCUUCACACGCCUCUUCCACAUCCCUGCUGUACGUGACAUCACCCUCGAACACCUGCAGCUCCUGUCUAAUCAACUGCUGGCUCCACCUCUGCCAGAUGGCUCCAUCAGCUCAAGCUCCAUCUUGCUUGCCCAGUCAGUGCUUCACAACCUGCAAGGCCAGAGCUGCUCCCCAACUGAGCUCUUCUACCAGGGUAAUGCACAGACCAUCCGUGAGUGGCUGACCGUAGCCAUCAGCAGAGCCCUGCACCAAGGAGAGGACGGCUUGUUGGAGCUCACCAAACAGAUCUGCUGCUUCCUCCAGAAUGCCCCAGAGCAGUUUACAUCAGAGGAGUUCCCAGUCUCUGAGUCGAAGGUCAGCAUGGAUGUCAACUUUCCUGGUGCCACAUUUGUGGUUGUCUCUUGUAAAGAGAGCCAGCUUGGUUGCCGAAAAGACUCCUCUCUGUAUAAGGCUCCUUGGGCUCGGGUCAUGGUGUAUGGGUUGGGGCACAAGGUGCGACGUAAUGGCCAGCUUAAUCUGAUGGAGGCUGUAUGUUACCCUCUGGAUGCUUCCCCCUCUAAUACUGGCCUGACACCACCUCCUACAACCAAUCAGUACCCUACCAUUAUCAUUCCCACUGACAAAGUGCACAUCAAACUAGGCGUGUCUCCUGCUCCUGGGGCGGUGUUGGUACUGCAUUCUUUGCCCCUAGAGUUUCCCCUGGCCAUGGCCUUUGCUGAACAGUUAUUGACCUGGACCCUGGGUGACAACAGUGAGCACUCAGAAGAAGAGCUGGACACCGUUCCUUCUUCAGUGCUUUUGCAGGUCGUGGAGCUACUGGGUGGGCUUCUGUGGACCACGGAUCUUGCACCUUGUAUCAAGGAGCUGAUUUUCCACUUGCUUGCUGAGCUUUUCCGCAAGAUUCACCACUUGGAACAGUGCAAAGGCCCUUCAGGUCUAUCCAGCUCCAUUGCACUGCUUCUCAACCCAUGCCUGGCAGUGCUCAUGGCACUCCAGACAGAACUCAGAAAAUUAUAUGACCGUGAGACCCAGAGCUGGGGGCUAGCUAGUGGAAGCUCCUGUCCUUCAGGGAGCAGUGGUACUUUGGCGCUAGCUGCUGAGCAAAGCCGCUUCUCCACAUACUUCCAUGCCCUCAUGGAGGUAUGCCUAGCUGUAGCAGAAGUCACUUUGCCACUCAACGUGGGAAGUGGAACAACAGCUGUGGGAGCACUUUCAUCAUCCAGCGCACCCAACCUUAGCGAUUCCUCAUCUUCAUCAUCAUCUUCACCAGGCCAGACUCCCCAAAGCCCAAGCUUAUUGUCUAAGCGCAAGAAGGUGAAACUUAAACGAGAGCGGGCUGCAGCAUCAGUGUCUGCUGUGGCUGUUGCUUCAGGAAAACGGGGCUCUGGAAGUGGCACAAGACUAUCAGAAAGUGACAGUGCCUUACUAAAUGUGGCUGGGGGAAAGCCCGAAGAUAUGCUCUGGUUUCAUCGUGGGCUGACAUUGCUCAUGAUUAUACGGCACCUAACAAACAAGGAUCCCCAGGGCCUUGGACUCACUGCGGAUGCUGUAGCUGAUGCCUGCCAAGCCCUGGUCGGUCCAACUGCUCAUGGAAGGUUGCUGGUGCUGUCUGGUAUUCCAACUCACUUGGAAGAAGCUGUGGUCCGUAACGCAAUCCGAAAGGCUUGCAAUGCACAUGGGGGCCUCUUCAAAGAUGAGAUCUUCAUUCCUCUUCAGGUAGAGGAUCUUAAGAAGACAAAAGGAGCUGUGGUCAGAACUCCAAGCACUCCCCAAGAUGUAAAGGCAGAGAAACCUCAUGCAAGUGCUAUGGACAGUCCAGAUAGUUCCAGCAGUGCCACCCCAGCUGUAAGCAUGAGUGCUUCAGCCUCAACUAGCCAGACCUCCAUCUGCAGCUCCUCUCAGGGGGUGUCUAGAACUGCCAGUGAGCUGUCUGUGGACCAGGAGCUAUUGGCAGGCACAGUAACCCCACAAGCAGCCCUUACCCAACCACAAGGACCUCUUGACCCCCACACAGUGUCUAGUCAGGAAAGCCUGGAUAUCUCCCUUUGUAGCACAGGAAGCCUUGGUAGUCUUGGUAGCCUUGGUGAGCAGCCUGAUAGUGGAGAGACAGCCUCAUUGUCAGAUGGAGGAUCCUUAUACACAGUCACCUCACUAGACAACAAUGCCAGCAUGACACGACCCAUUAAGGGUUAUGCUGUUAUAGAGGUACGGGCCAGGGCCAAAGUGGAGAAAAUUCGUGCCAGUCUCUUCAACAGCAGUGAUCUGAUUGGCUUGUCCAGCCUUGAUGGUGAGGAGGAACUAAUGGAGAUGACGAAUGAAGAGAUCCUGACUGCCUCCAGUGUUAACCAGAGCCUGUUUGAUACACAAGGCAGCUCUGCACUUGAGGACUACUUCCUUGAUAAAACUAUCAGAGGAGACAAGCUGGUUCCUGGGGCACGGGAUGUGCUCACAGACAUAUUUAAAAGCUGCAUACACUCUGAACAGAUGCUAAGCCUUACACCUACCAAGCCAGUGAAAGCAUCUGAUAUUUAUCUCAGCAAAGAACAGAUCAACUCACAGACACCAGGCAACCUGUUGCACGUUUUCUUCAACCACAUACGACCUCCAAAAAAAAUGCUUGAGGAUCAACUCACACAGAUUCUUCGUAAAUAUGGCACAGUAAAACCCAGCAAAUGCAAAUACAGCAAGGCAGGCAAGGAGCAGCACCAGGGCAAAGUAGUCAGCACCAAGAGGCCUAUUAACAAGCCCCCAAUCAAAGAGAAGUCUGUACUCAACAGUGUCCGCACGGCAUUAAGUGAGAAGAAACCUGUCCUAAAGCCCAAGUCUCCAGAGAAAGCUAGACCUGAUGAAAAAGACCCUGAGAAGUCACCUACCAAAAAACUAGAAGUCCCAGAAGAGAAGUAUCUAACUUUGGAGGGUUUCUACAAGUUCACUGUGGACCGGGCCAAACAGGACAUACGCAGUGUUUGGCGUGCCAUCUUGGCAUGUGGUUAUGACCUACACUUUGAAAGAUGCUCAUGCCUUGAUACACGACAUGCUCAGAAAGUCAGCAGGAAAUGGACCUUAGAAAUGGACAUUGCAUUGGUCCAGUAUGUUAAUCGCCUCUGCCGCCAUUUGGCCAUCACUCCUGCCCGCCUGCACCCCCAUGAAGUGUACCUCGACCCCAUGGAUGCAGCGGACCCCCGAGUCUCAUGUCUUCUGAACAUACCUGUGGAAAGUUUACGCCUGCGCUUUGCACUGCUACAGUCCCUUAAUAACACCCUGGAGUGUUUCUUCCUGCCACUUGUGGAGCUCAGGCAGACACAUACGUAUCAGAAUAGUAUUGCUGCCCUGCUGUGUGAGGCCAAAGGUCUUGUUUUUUAUGACACCAAAGUGACCGUAAUGAACAGAGUGCUGAAUGCAACGGUGCAGCGCACUGCUGACCAUGCUGCUCCUGAAAUCACACUGGACCCUCUAGAGAUAGUGGGAGGUGAGACCCACUGUUCAGAGAACACCUACUUCUGCCAGGCAGCCCGGCAGCUGUCUAGCGUUCCGUCUUCGCAGCUGUGUGUCAGGCUCGCAAGUGGAGGAGACCCUACUUACGCCUUCAACAUCAGGUUCACUGGUGAAGAAGUCCAUGGCACCAGUGGUUCAUUUCGCCACUUCCUGUGGCAAGUCUGCAAGGAACUGCAAAGCACUGCCCUGUCUUUGCUUCUCCUGUGUCCUAGCUCUGCUGCUAAUCGUAACAAGGGGAAGUACAUCCUGAGGCCUGGCCCCAUCAGCUAUGCUGAAGAGCAGCUGUUGCAUUUCUUCGGCCAAUUGCUGGGCAUUGCCAUCCGCGCAGAUGUGCCUUUACCUCUGGAUCUAUUGGGCUCCGUCUGGAAGGGUAUAGUGGGCGAGGUUCUGGAUCCUGAUGCAGACCUGCAGGAAGCCGACCUUCUCACCUACAACUACAUCAAGAAGUUUGAAAGUGUAACUGAUGAGGCAGAGCUUGAGGCACUGUGUGCAGAGAUCUCGUCACAGAACCACUCGGGCGAAAGUCCUGACUCACCCAGCAGCCCGUGCUGUACCUUCACUUACGUCACCAUGUCAGGCGAGGAGGUGGAACUUUGCCAGGGUGGACGCAACCUUACUGUCAGUUGGGAGAACAAGGACAUGUAUGCACGAUCAGUAAGUGCUCUUCGGCUGCGUGAGCUGCAGAAUAUGGAGUGUAUGAAUGCCGUUCGUGCAGGCCUGGGCUCAAUCAUUCCUCUGCAACUCCUCACUAUGCUCAGCCCCUUAGAGAUGGAACUGCGCACUUGCGGUCUCCCCUACAUUAAUCUUGAAUUCCUUAAGGCUCACACUAUGUACCAGGUGGGGCUAAUGGAGACGGAUCAGCACAUUGAGUUCUUUUGGAUGGCACUGGAGAUGUUCACACAGGAAGAGCUCUGUAAGUUCAUUAAGUUUGCCUGCAAUCAGGAACGUAUCCCCUUCACCUGCCCCUGCAAGGAUGGUGGGCCUGACACCGCUCAUGUGCCUCCCUACCCAAUGAAGAUUGCCCCUCCGGAUGGGGCAGUGGGUUCACCAGACUUGCGCUACAUUCGAGUGGAGACUUGCAUGUUCAUGGUGAAGCUGCCUCAGUACUCCUCCCUUGAUGUAAUGGUGGAGAAGUUACGCUAUGCUAUACAUUAUCGUGAGGACCCCCUCAGUGGAUAGAAACCCGCAACUUUUUUUUUCACACUACACAGAAAUCCUGUUUUAUCCAAGCUAACAGUCACCCAGGUUUUAUUGCUAUGACUGGAAAUGUAGACCAGGACAAACUGAUGGGGCCACAACCCCACUUAUAAAAACUGGAUUUUUUUCUGUGUUGCACUGAGUUGAAUCAGAGCUUUAGACGGUACCUGCUUUUUUACGGGAGAGUAAUGGCACACAGUAAGUUUGUUGGCAAUGAACAAAGAAUGUGGCAUUCCACUUUCUAUUUUUCUUCCCCAUGCUUUCCUGCUAUUCUUGCACUUUUUUUUUGUGAUUGAUCUCAAAUUCCCUCUUUUCUCAUUUUUUAACAUUUUCUUGGUGUUCUUAGUACUGCCUUUUUCCUCUCCAGCCUUGGUGAUGCUUGUUUACACACCUUCAUUCACAGCAGUGCUGCCUGAGUUUUGAAAUAAUUUAAAGAUGUAAAUGAAAAAGACAAGGGUAUUGAUAUACGUGUUUAGAGAGUAUAGGACAGACUCAAGAAAGGACUACCUCCUACUUCAUAGACUAUUAAAGAUUUAUAGUAAGAAAGGACUUCUUUUAGCAUUCUUAUCAAAAAGGAACUGUUGAUGCUACUAGCUCAACUUGCAUCUAAAACUUAGCAUGUGUUAUGGUUGAGUAUAUAUUAAUAUGUAUUGUAACAGCAAGAUGGACUACUUUGGGCAUACUUGAGGAUUUCUCUGCCUAUAUUGAUAAAGGUGCAUAUAUUUUAUUUGUAAAACAUGUACAAAGUCAAGUUAUAAUAAUAUAUUGAGUUGUGAAUUUAGUAUCUUUUUUUUUCCAUUUGGUUGCUACAGUGGGAAAGAUGUGGGUCAUAACUUGAGCUCUUUACCAAAUGUGCAAAUGUGAUUUUGUCUAGCAUAUCUGUAGUCAUGGCACUAUUACAGCCUACCAGAAUUUUUUUUUUCUUUUUUUUUCUGGAGCAUAACAACUUUAUCUCUCUCACCGGUUGUAUGCAGUUAUACUUCUAAGUAUCCUUCUCUGCCGUUCCGGUAGCAAAAGCCCUGCAUACAUUGUUUAUCAUACCAUCAGGUUUUGCGGGGAAUCAAGUUAUGUAAUUGUCAGCUAAAAGGAUUUAUAUGGAUUCUGCUCCUCCAGUACUGAAAUGCUUUAGGUGUGUAAAAGCACAUGCCUUAUAGAUAUACACAUAAGCUUCUGCCUUGAGUAUAGAAGAUUUUACCUGUAGUCACCAGGUAUUUCACUGUUUUCACAUUGUUCUUCCAAAAAUAUAUCUACAAAAACUUUGACUUGAAACCUGGAAUUGGAUGUUUUAAGGGAUUUCCAGUUGUCCUUUAACUUUGGAAGAAGUAGUAAAACAUUACUUACAUUUAUUGUAUCUCCAAUGGAUUUUACUGUUCACUCUCAUGCUUAUGGUGAAAUAUUUUGUGUAACCUGAAUGGAACCAUUGUGACAUAGAUGCCUCUUGAAAGACCCACCAGAGACCUGCCCCACAAUGUUCAAAAUAUACACAUGGUUUGGGGCACAUCUUGAUGUGGUUGUUGCUCUAAAGGAUAUUCUUUCUAUCUUUCUCAUUCAGAGGAAGAAUAAUGGGUUUGUCAAAGGGCAUCUGCAUAAAAAGAACAAAGAUCUCUGCUGUACAUAAACUUGCUAUUUAUUAUAAUUAUUUAUGGUUGCAUUAACUUUCCCUGUCUUACCUCUGCACAUCUGAAACAUAACACAGAUCUGUGAAUGAAUUCUACUGAGGUGAUAUUGAUUUCAAGAUGUGUCACAAUGAAAAUAAAAUAAAAAUGUCUUAAUGUA